This is a messenger RNA of Peronospora matthiolae, 651 nucleotides long. Lineage: Eukaryota; Oomycota; Peronosporomycetes; Peronosporales; Peronosporaceae. The record is from the annotation of a GenBank genome assembly.
AUGUACGAAGGGAUUGACAACUUGAAAUCCCUUUACGACCGUGCCGGGAAGACUUUCUCCGGCGGUCCUUCUGCGGCACAGGAUGUGCCGCGUCGUACUGCUCAACCAGACCCAGUACGUCGAUCAUCAGUUGGGAGCGGGGCUCCCAAGAAUCCCAGGACGGGGGAUAGCCGCGCCACCGGACGAGAUAACUCGUCCGACGUCCGUUCAAGUCGCGGUGGUUCAACAGCUGCUCAACUAGAUAGCGCUGACCACCGCGAGAUUCCUCUAAUGGAGGUGGAGGAGGAGGGAAGACGCUCUCCACACGAUCGUGGGGAUCCGUGUGCUCCCGAGAGCCUCUUUGAUUGCGUAAAGCUUGCGUUACGCGGCGAUCUCGAACAUGAGCGGGACAGGCGUCUCCAAAUGGCGGACACUGUCUCGAAGCAUCGAGCUGAGUUUGCCUUUGCUCAGCUUGAGAACGAGAGAGCUCUGACAUCUCUUCGUGACGAGCUAAGGGUAUCUCGUGGGAUUGUUGAUCGGUCUCAGGAUGAGAUAACUGCUCUUCAGACCCUUGUCGAUGACCACCAUCGGGAGCACAAGGCUCUCUGCGAGAUGCUUGAGCGCAAGGGCGUUCUUCAUCGGAAGAAGCAGCGUACUGAUGGUACGGCUUAA